Molecule: messenger RNA, 330 nt
Organism: Dicrocoelium dendriticum
Lineage: Eukaryota; Metazoa; Platyhelminthes; Trematoda; Plagiorchiida; Dicrocoeliidae
Source: the annotation of a GenBank genome assembly
AUGGACGAGGUCCUUGCGACUUCGGGACAGGGGCUCGGGGAAUUUGCUGUGGCUGGCGAUCCGAACGGAGCGCUGGCCUAUGCGGAUGACCUGGUGCUAGUAGCUAACUCUCCCUCAGAACUCCAAGCUAAGCUGAAAGGCUUAACUAAAGGACUAAGAGAGUCCGGUAUGGCAUUGAACAUCGCCAAGUGUCGGUCUUUGACGAUCAGGAAGCUAGGGAAGAGGAAGCUAGUUGUACUGGAGCUUCACUCCUACAAGAUCGGUGGUGAAGUAAUACCGCCAAUGAUGCCCAGCGAGGAGGUCCGCUACCUCGGUUUGCCAUUUACCUGA